Molecule: messenger RNA, 1764 nt
Organism: Fonsecaea nubica
Lineage: Eukaryota; Fungi; Ascomycota; Eurotiomycetes; Chaetothyriales; Herpotrichiellaceae
Exons: 8
Coding region: 1-1764 (587 amino acids)
Biological process (GO): amino acid transmembrane transport
Cellular component (GO): membrane
Molecular function (GO): amino acid transmembrane transporter activity
Source: RefSeq, a predicted model, not a curated record
AUGGAUAUUGACUUGGAGAAGAAGCAGGAACCCAGCCCUGGGUCUCCCACUCCUAGCCAGGAAUAUGGCCAGAUCGUCUCCACUCAGGAGAAGACGUCUUUGUUCGCCCGCAUAAUCGAUGGAUUUCGUGAAAAUCCUCACGCCCGUGUCACCGAAUUGCUCGUCGACGAUAAUGGGAAACCGCUGCCUGAUCAGCCGCCAGCACAGCCAGCGCUGGCCAUGAAACUCAAACAGCGACAUUUGCAGAUGAUUGCCAUUGGCGGCUCCAUAGGCACUGGUCUCUUUGUCGGUUCAGGCUCGGCCCUUGCCACCGGCGGUCCAGCAGCGCUCGUGCUCGCGUAUUGCCUCCUGGGAAUCAUGAUCUUCUGCACCGUGCAUGCCUUGGGAGAGAUGGCUGUCUUAUUCCCAGUCGCUGGCUCAUACUCGGCAUACUCAUCAAGAUUUAUUGACCCAGCAUGGGGUUUUGCAAUGGGUUGGAAUUACUGCUUUCAGUGGCUAGUCACUUUGCCCAUUGAAAUAAUGGCUGCCAGUAUAACCCUAAAUUACUGGCAGGGAGCACGUGACGUUAACCCCUGUGUCUGGGUCACCAUCUUCUAUAUUGUCAUUGUCUCCAUCAAUCUGUUCGGUGUCAGGGGUUAUGGAGAGGCCGAGUUCGUUUUCUCGAUCGUCAAAGUGAUCGCCACGCUAGGGUUUAUUAUAUUCGCCUUAGUCGUCGAUGUCGGUGGAGGACCUACCGGGCAUUACUUCGGAGCCAAAACAUGGGACGACCCAGGCGCAUUUGCGUAUGGUUUCAAGGGCGUCUGCUCGGUCUUUGUCACAGCCGCGUUUUCGUUCGGUGGGACUGAACUGGUGGGUUUGGCGGCAGCAGAGGCAGAAAAUCCACGUCUGGCGCUUCCCACCGCCAUCAAACAAGUGUUCUGGCGGGUGGUUCUGUUCUAUAUCAUCUCCUUGACCUUCGUUGGAUGCCUGGUGCGAUGGGAUGACCCUCGGCUGCUCAAUAGUGGCAGCAGCGCCAACAACUGGACCUCGCCAUUCGUGCUGGCCAUCAAGAAUGCGGGCGUUGGAGGCUUGCCCUCGGUUUUCAAUGCUGUCAUUCUCAUCGCAGUUCUGAGUGUCGGAAACGCAUCUGUAUAUGGCGCAUCGCGAACGCUGGCUGCACUGGCUGAUAACGGUCAAGCACCCAAAAUCUUUGGCUAUAUUGACCGAACGGGCAGACCGCUCGUGGCCAUUCUCUUCUCGUCGGCACUCGGGGCUCUCUGUUAUAUUGUGGCGUUGUCGCCCUCGCAGCGUCAAGAAGCGUGGAACUGGAUGUUUGCGGUCAGCGGUCUCGCAAGCAUCUUCACCUGGGGAUCUAUCUGUCUGUGCCACAUCCGAUUCCGCCAGGCCUGGAAAUACCACGGUCACACUCUGGACGAACUGCCUUACAAGUCUCAAGCGGGCGUGAUUGGGUCAUGGAUUGGAUUUCUGUUUAAUUGCCUGGUGCUGAUAGCCCAGUUCUGGACGGGAUUUGCCCCUAUUGGUUACCGCGACAUGUCAUCAUCUGAGAGGACAAAGAUCUUCUUCGAGGGAUAUUUGGCGGCGCCCAUCGUCAUAGUCUUCUACAUCGGAUUCAAGAUUUGGAAGAGAACCUCGAUCCGCCAAAUCAAGGACAUCGAUGUGGUCUCUGGCCGACGGGAGCUGGAUCUGGAACACAUUCUAGCCGAAGAAAAAGCGAUCCGAGCGACGUGGCCAUGGUGGAAGAAAACGUGGAACACGUUUUGCUAG